Musca vetustissima is the source of this 2003-nucleotide messenger RNA. RefSeq lists its product as uncharacterized. The record is from RefSeq and is a predicted model, not a curated record. NCBI's taxonomy places the organism in Eukaryota, Metazoa, Arthropoda, Insecta, Diptera, Muscidae. The transcript is spliced from 5 exons. Bases 1 to 1995 code for a protein of 664 amino acids.
AUGGGUUGCACCAUCACCGCCGUAUAUGGCGAUAAUGAAGAUCCCAGCUUGGCGACAAGUGCAGACAAUAUUAGUGCCGCCUCCAAUGACCCAACCACAUCCAAUGAAGAAAUCUAUGAACCCGAACUAAUACAACAGCAGGUUGAAGAGGCUCAACGUAUACUCCACGAUUUAGAUAUGGAAAUGGAAACAGAGACAGAAAUCUCGAUGAAGACGGUGCGUAAUAUUUCCGAUAAUCAAUUGAAUUCGGCUUAUGCAUCUUCUUCGUCAUCGUCGUCCUCGGAGGAUAUUCCGAUAUCCAAACAAAAGGAUGACGAUUAUGUGAACGAUGCACAAUUAUCUAAAGAAGAUAAGCAGGAAGAAGAUCAGGAUCAACUCCAUUUAAAUAAAUCUCGUAUGGGUCGUCUACUACCCAAUCCAACACCUGGGCCCAACUCACCAUCACCUCCCACCCACAUUCCAGACUAUAUACGCCAAAUGAAACCCAGUGAUGAUAAUGAUGAUGACAAUAAUUCUCAAGAAGCUGCAAAUCUCUCCCUUGCCGAUUAUACCGAUGACACCAUCAGCAACAACAACAGCGAACCUCAACAUCUAAGAAGUUCGGGCCAACAACCCAGCAUCGAUUAUGAUGAGCCAACGCCACAGGCCAAAGAAAAUGAGGACAUUGUCCCCCUGGCGAUGCGUUACUAUGACGAAGAAACCAAUCAAGAGGUCCAACCACAACAACAAUGGCCAGUGCCACAACAAAGAUCAUUUGCAUUACCCACAAAUAAUGAGGCCUCAGUACCACCACCACCACCAUCCUCUGCACAGAAUAGUUCGGAAGAAUAUUAUGAUGAGGAAGUGUCAUCCCGUGAAGAUGAAUUGAUGGUAACCACAACGGCUGCCGGAGCAGCAGCCAUAACUCCCACCAGCCAAACAAAUAGCGAACCUCGUCCAACAAUGGUAAUACUUGCUGCCGGUUUCCCCCUGGCCUAUCAACCGACCACAAGUGCUCCAGCACCACAACGCUCCAAUAACCAAACACCACCACCCGCACCAGCACUAAUGACACCCGCAUCACCAACUUUGGGGCCAACAACACCACCAUAUCCACUAAUUGCCUCUGCCAUGGCUGCUGCAGCUGCCGCUGCCUUACCCGCCACCGGUGACAAAAAAGGCAAACAAAUACCCAUUGUAGCCACGACAACAACAAAAACAACGACCACUACAACAACAUCAAAAACCCUCCCCCCACCGCCGCCUCCCAUUGUACCCGCCAUACCGACCACCAUUAAGACCAUUAAUGCGGUAGCCGGCACCAGUCGACGUCACUUGUUGCCACACGAACAAUUGCGUAACUACAUCGAAGAUGCCUACAUUCGGAUGCCACUUGCGGUUAUUGUCGAUCCAUCGUCGGAAUCACUGGAAAAGACGAAGGCCUUGUGGAAUGAGGCAUUGCGUGCAAAUUUAAAUAUCAAAAUUAUUUUGGUUACAUUGAAUGAAUCGGACAUCCCGGCGGCAUUUAAUUUCAACAACUCCCGACAAUUUCUCACCGGCUUGAACAGCAUCAAGGAGCACGAAGGUGGUGAUGCCUUCCGUGGCAUAUCCCACGCUGCCGAAUUGGUACCCUACGACAGUGCCGUAUUCAUAUCGACAGCAACAUUGGCCAAUCACACGGAUCAAGUGCAUGAUGCAGCCAUAACAUUGUUGAAAAAGAGAAUAAGGCUCUAUCUCAUUUGGUUCGGUGAACGUUCGCUGAGCGAAAAUGAAACCCAAGAAACCGUAGGAGGUAUUUUGGGUGAGGUAGCCAUACGUUCAGGCGGUGAGGUCUUACACAUUGUGGGCAAUGAAAAUUCCAUGGAAUUGGAGGGUAGUACGCUCACAAUUGUAGCCGAUGCAUUGCGUGGUUCCCAGGAGUUGGAUGUACCCGUUGAUACCACACUAUCCAGUUUACAUGUGAAAAUUGAUAAACUGAUGCGGAGGGCGGUAUUGGAAACGCCCAAUGGCGGUUAGUUAUGGAA